Molecule: messenger RNA, 2163 nt
Organism: Opisthorchis viverrini
Lineage: Eukaryota; Metazoa; Platyhelminthes; Trematoda; Opisthorchiida; Opisthorchiidae
Exons: 11
Coding region: 64-2163 (699 amino acids)
Biological process (GO): Rho protein signal transduction
Molecular function (GO): guanyl-nucleotide exchange factor activity
Source: RefSeq, a predicted model, not a curated record
GAUUCACAUUGGUCCCAGCUUACCAAAGAUGAGGGGACACAGCCACUGGAUCCGGAAGCAAUCAUGAUGUCCGACAGAGAAAUUUGCAGACGCGAAGCUGUGUGGGAGCUGUUCAAAAGCGAACUCAUAUUUUGCGUAGACCAUCUGAUGGUAUUGAAAAAUUGUUUCAUGGAGCCCCUGAAAAAACUGCAAGUUGACGGAUACUUGAUGUUUGUGGAACCUUCCAAUCUCUUCGGGAAUCUGGAUGACCUAUGCUAUGUGAGCCACACGCUAUGCCGAGAGUUGAUAGGCAAUCUAAGUCGAAGUAUGGCAACUAAGGAUUUUGGAAGUACGGACGUUCUAAUUGGCCCGCUGAAACGAUGGGCCGAACAUUCAAAAAACGGGGAAGUUUAUCACAACUAUUGCCUCAACUACGAUUCGGCGUUGACUUAUUUGGAUACUCUAAGGAAGCACGAGCAGUUUAACGAGUUUGAAAAGUGGUGUGAGCAAGAUGCGCGUUGUCGCAGACUGCAACUGACCGACCUGUUGAUCGCUCCAAUGCAACACUAUAUGAAAAUUCCCUUGCUGCUCACCAGUAUUCGGAAGUACACAGCCAAUCCGUCCGAAAAAGAAAUGAUCACCAACUGUUUGAACACAGUUGAAAGUUCCUUGAAAUCUCUGGAAGAUAAGAUGCGUUGGCUGAAAAACUUUGAACGUCUCCAGGAGAUCCAGUCCCAAUUGGUUUGGCCAGCGAUAUCCGAAAUGGAGCCACGCAUAUUCAUACCAGAACUACUUCGCCAGAGCUUAGCACAUCAACCUUGUGAGCGAUUGAUUGCCAAUCCCAAACGACAGCUGCUACAUGAAGGGUUUCUGACUCUAAGCGAUGGGAGCAAGAUUAUUGAUGUCUUCGCCUUCCUGUUUGAUGAUUUCUUUUUGAUCACUCGGAUAAAAAAGCAGCCGAAAAAGAAAUCUUUGUCUGAGAACCCCGUAGUAACUCGGAGCAUGACAGAAGGUGGCGUAUUUGUGGUAUAUCGUCAAGCUAUCGCUUUGGAUCGCUUCACAAUUCAUGAUAUCGGAAUCGCUGAAGCAAGUGCCAACGGAUUGCGACAUGCCAUCGUGCUCGUUUUGAUAACUCGAUUUCAACAGAUCACUGGAGUCUACACACUGCAGGCAUCAAACGAACUAGACAAGCAAAGAUGGAUAGAAAAACUUCGAAACAGUCAACAGCAAUUCCAGCUCAAACUGAAAGCUAAACUCCAUGGCUUGAAUCCGGUACAUCAAACAAACAAGCAUAGCAAACUAUUGACAAACCGACAAAACUCGGUAAAUACUGACCAGGAGAAAGUUCUUUCCCGAGAUUUUGUAACAAUCAUCCCGUCAACUUUGGUCUCCCCUUCUCCAACCACCUCCCCGAAGAAAACAGAAGAGAAAAGGGACAGCCAAGAUUUUAGGGAAAACAGAACAAAACCCUCCACACCCAGUCAAGAAAACUUGCCUCAAUCUGAGAAGAUAACUUUCGAAAAUGACAAGGAGGAUGGUCAACCCACAUCUCCACAGGGGUCCCCUGAGAUUCACUCGACGGAUCUUGGUGAACCCGCCAUUUCCCGCUGCAGAAUGAGUGCUGGUCCGGAACUUCUUGGUUCUCAAAGUCGUCAGUUCAAAGAUUCUACCCCUGAGUCCAAUGAGGACAAUAUGUGUGCACGGUACAGUUCCCAGACAAAACCGACUCCUGAAGAAUACAGCCCGCAUGAAAUCCCCUCCAAAAAGAAAACAGAAGAACUUCGCGACACCAAGGUGGAAUUUCUGUAUAUUGCAACUGGACGUCCAGCUUUUUCACCGCCACUCUCCCCAACACUGCACCCUCCAUGCGCUUCUUUACCGCCUGAAGUGACACUACCAUUCUAUUAUGAAAUGGAAGAUGACGAGAUUCCACGUGAAAAGGCUGGGCAAAAACAGAGAUUCAUUCGACCUGGCAGUUCAGUCGGACGUACAGAAAUCAAACCCGGUUCGGGACAAGGGUAUGCACUGUUGAUGGAUUCUAAUGAAAGCGAAACUCGAAACCGCUUUAGUUUGAGCUCAUCAGAAUGGAGGAAGAACUGUGCGAACGACGGGGAUGAAAAUGUGGAUUCUACAAAUCCCGCAGCCACCCAAAAUGUCCCCAUGAUUCUUCGCUGUACCUCAUGA